Psammomys obesus (fat sand rat) is the source of this 1879-nucleotide messenger RNA. It is a transcript of the gene Cebpd, whose product is annotated as CCAAT enhancer binding protein delta. The record is from RefSeq and is a predicted model, not a curated record. NCBI's taxonomy places the organism in Eukaryota, Metazoa, Chordata, Mammalia, Rodentia, Muridae. Gene Ontology annotation, biological process: DNA-templated transcription; regulation of cell differentiation; regulation of transcription by RNA polymerase II. Bases 8 to 838 code for a protein of 276 amino acids. Gene Ontology annotation, molecular function: RNA polymerase II cis-regulatory region sequence-specific DNA binding; DNA-binding transcription factor activity, RNA polymerase II-specific. The transcript has 2 exons.
AGCUUGAAUGCCCGGCCCGGCCGUCGCCGUCAUGAGCGCCGCGCUUUUCAGCCUGGACAGCCCCGCGCGCGGCACACCCUGGUCCACAGAGCCCGCGGCCUUCUACGAGCCAGGAAGGGUGGGUAAGCCGGGCCGAGGGUGCGAGCCGGGAGACCUGGGGGAGCAAGCCUCCACGACCCCUGCCAUGUACGACGACGAGAGCGCCAUCGACUUUAGUGCCUACAUUGACUCCAUGGCCGCCGUGCCCACCCUGGAGCUGUGCCACGACGAGCUCUUCGCCGACCUCUUCAACAGCAACCACAAAGCGGCCAGCGCAGGCGUGCUGGAGCUGGCGCAGGGCGGCCCUCUAAGACCCCCGCAUGCGGUUUCAGCCGCCAGGGGACCGCUCAAGCGCGAACCCGACUGGGGCGACGGCGACCCGCCGGCCUCCGUGCUGCCGGCGCAAGUAGCAGUGUGCGCGCAGACGGUGGUGAGCCUGGCAGCCGCGGCGCAACCCACGCCACCAACUUCGCCCGAGCCCCCUCGAGGGAGCCCAGUGCCGAGCCUCGCGCCCGGCCCCGUCCGAGAGAAGGGCGCGGGCAAGAGGGGCCCGGACCGCGGCAGCCCCGAGUACCGGCAGCGGCGCGAGCGAAACAACAUCGCUGUGCGCAAAAGCCGCGACAAGGCCAAGCGCCGUAAUCAGGAGAUGCAGCAGAAGCUGGUGGAGCUGUCCGCCGAGAACGAGAAGCUGCACCAGCGCGUGGAGCAGCUCACUCGCGAUCUGGCCGGCCUCCGGCAGUUCUUCAAAAACCUGCCCAGCCCGCCUUUCCUGCCGCCCACCGGCGCCGACUGCCGGUAACGCGAGGCGUGGGCCUCAAAGACUUCAAACGACCAAUACCUCAGACCCCGACGGCGGGAGCAGGCGCCGCCAGAGCUACUGCAGUUUCUUUGGGACCUACGAGUGACAGGAAGCUGUGGCUUGGGCACUGGACUCCAAGAGAAGCUAUAUGAAUCUUUCCCCCUUAAAUUAUUUUUUUUAUAAGGGCAACGUUUUCUAUGUCUUAUUACCAUUACAGCUAAGGUACAUUUGUAGAAAUGACUUUUCCGACAGACUUUGGCUCAGAGGAGGAGACUUCGCAUGCUUUUUAUAUUAAUUUUUACAGUAUUUGUAAGAAUAAAGAAGCAUUUAAAUCGCUGCAGCUUUCCAUAUUCAAUCUUUCCCACACACAAUGCCCUGGGACCUCCCGAGGGAGUCACCAGAACCAGGUGUGUUGCCCACAUGGGGUAAGGAGAUAAAUGAGUUUGCUUUCUUUGGAAGCCUAGCAGAGUUGGCCUCCUCAUGCUAUUUUGCCUGCGGAAGGAACAAGGGAAAACAAUGACUACUGCAUAGCAUGCUGAUCUGGGCCAGAGAGCAGCUGAGAGUCCCCUAACUUUUUAGGAGAAAAAGAGAGCCUGGGUAGUUUAAAAGCAUGAAAACCUCUGGAGUUAACAGGGCUCCCCUCGUAAAGGGCUGCCCUUACUGCAACCGCUUGGCCGGCCGUCUGGAAGGAAGGUGGGUGGUCGUGGCUCCUGCUGCACUCAGAAGCUCAAUCUCCUCCAGGGUGACACAGCUGCUCUGUUGUGUGGUGAUGGACUGGACAAAGCAGAGUAAGGGCCCCAUCUCCUUCCCAAGGACAUUCUCCACCUCAUAAUUCUGCAGUGACAGAAGCAUGCUGGUUAAAGCGAACAGUCCUGGAUUCCUGAACAUUCUGCUCCCCCCCCCAAAUGCCACCGCCAGCGCAAAGGCCCUUCCAUAAGCUGCAACCUUCCUUCCUUCCAGUGGAAAAUGUGUGUGUGUGUGUGUGUGUGUACUAUAAAAAUCCCCUUUAUUAUAGCAAAUAAAUGAGCUACUUUACUUUGA